CAAUUUUACUGUUGAUUUGAACCCCUCCAGAUACGUCCCGUCUGAAGUGACUCACGGACGUGCUGUUGCCAGGGACACCAACAACUCCAUUUUUCCGCCGCUCAACGCCAACUCUCGCAUCCCGGUCGCACGAACAGCAAGCAUGGAGAAAGUCACCGAAGCGCUGCAAAAGGCCGCCAUUGGUGGCGGCGAGAAGAAGCCCAAGAAAGAGAAGAAGGCCCCUGCAGCACCGGAUGCCGACGCCGGGCCGCUCGAGAUGCAACCGCCCCCGAGCUUCAUCCAGGAGCGCCUCGAACUGUUCGACCGCCUGUACAAGGAGCAGCAGGAGGAGCUUGCCAAAAAGCCGCACGAUGACAUCCUGAUCACCAUGCCCGACGGCACCGUCAAGCCCGGCAAAGCGUACGAGACCACCCCCGCCGAGAUCGCGAAGGGCAUCUCCAACAGCCUGUACAAGCGCACAGUUGUCGCGAGGAUUGACGGUGAACACCUGUGGGACCUUGAGCGACCCCUCGAGAAGAGCUGCAAGCUGGAACUGCUCGACUUCAACGACGACCAGGGCAAAUUUGUCUUCUGGCACUCCAGCGCCCAUAUCCUUGGCGAAGCCUGCGAACGGAGAUUCGGCUGUUCAUUGUGCAUCGGCCCUCCUGUGGAUAAUGGAUUCUACUACGAAAUGGCCCUGCCGGGCGGUGCUGCUGUGCAGUCCUCCGACUGGGCGCCUCUUGAGAGCAUCGUUUCCAAGAUCGUGAAGGAGAAGCAGCCGUUUCAGAGGCUGGAGAUGACCAAAGAAGACCUGCUCAAGAUGUUCGCCUAUAACCCCUACAAGGUGCAUAUCAUCAAGGACAAGAUUCCGGACGGCACCAAAACUACUGUGUACCGCAACGGGCCAUUAAUCGAUCUCUGCCGCGGACCCCACGUGCCGGAUACCAGCAGGGUGGAGGCUUUUGCCAUCAUGAAGAACUCCUCCUCAUACUUCCUCGGGGAUGCCAAUAAUGACUCCCUCCAACGGAUCUAUGGCGUAUCGUUCCCAGAUAAGAAGCAGAUGGCCGCUCACAAGAAGUUUCUGGAGGAGGCUGCCAAGCGCGAUCACCGGCUGAUUGGCAAGCAGCAGGAGCUUUUCUACUUUGAGGAGUGUUCACCCGGCUCCGCGAUGUGGCUGCCGCACGGCAUGCGCAUCCACAAUGCCAUUAUGGAGUUCAUCCGCGAGGAGUAUUGGAAGCGUGGCUACGACGAGGUUAUGACGCCCAACAUGUUCAAUGUCUCCCUCUGGGAGCAGUCCGGCCACUUGGCGCACUACAAGGAAGACAUGUUCAUCCUUGACGUGGACAAGGAACAAUUCGGACUGAAGCCCAUGAACUGCCCGGCGCAUGCGAUGAUGUUCCGUCACAGGGAACGGAGUCACAAGGAGUUGCCCCUGCGACUUGCCGACUUUGGCGUUCUCCACCGGAACGAGGCCAGUGGCGCGCUGAGCGGUCUGACAAGAGUGAGGAGGUUCCAGCAAGAUGAUGCUCAUAUUUUCUGCCGCGAAGACCAGAUCAAGGAGGAAGUCGCUGAUCUCUUUGACUUCAUGAGCUCCUUUUACGGUAUGCUCGGACUCACCUUCAAGCUUAGGUUGUCCACUCGUCCAGACAAGUUCAUGGGGGAGAUCGAGACAUGGGAUCGUGCGGAGGCUCGCCUCAAGGAAGCCCUUGACGAUUUUGCCGCUACCAAUAACGGUGUCUCCUGGGACCUCAACCCUGGCGAUGGUGCCUUCUAUGGCCCGAAGGUUGAUAUUGCCGUUUUGGACUGUCUUAACAGACAAUGGCAAUGCGCCACAAUCCAGCUCGACUUUCAACAACCCAUCAACUUCUCUCUUGAGUAUCAGACUGCCGAAGGUGCACAGAAGGCCGCAGAGGCGGCUCCUCCAGCCCCCGCUCCAGCCCCCGCACCCGAUGUUGCUGCGGACGGCAAGAAGGAUGGCAAGGAGAAGAAGAAGCUACUGCUGAUCAAGAAGCCUCUGUCCCCUGGCUGCGCUCGCCCUGUCAUGAUCCACCGUGCCAUGGCCGGCAGUAUCGAGCGCUUCACUGCAAUUCUUGCCGAGCACUUCGCUGGCAAGUGGCCCUUCUGGCUAUCGCCACGGCAGGUUGUCGUCAUCCCCGUCGGCAUGGGCUUCUUGGGCUAUGCCAAGGAGGUGGCCGCCCUCCUGAAAAAGGAGCGCUUCUAUGUUGAUGUCGACAGCAGCGGCAACACACUGCAAAAGAAAAUCCGAAAUGGCCAGCUGGCUCAAUAUAACUUCUGCUUCGUGGUUGGCGACGACGAGAUGCGUAACCGUAAGGUGAACAUUCGCUACCGCGACGAUACGUCCACUCAGGCGAGAGACGUCCCGGUUGACCUCGAAGAGGCGGUUGAGAAGUUGCGUAAGUUGAAGGUUGACAGGGGGAUGUACAACCCCUUCCCACCCAAGAAGGACGAGAAGGCGGAUAAGGCUUAGAUGUUGUACUCUGUUCUCAAGAUAGCGUAGAAAGCCUCUGCAAGAUUCAAUGAUUGCUUGCACCCAGUUGGGCGUCCGUGCUAGUUGUUGACCUCCCAACGUUAUCAAGCAACUGUCAAAUGGCCGGACAACCCAAAACGCUCUAAUUGUACGGAGUACACCAGAGCAGCAAAACCAAGACC
This is a messenger RNA of Chaetomium strumarium, 2649 nucleotides long. RefSeq lists its product as uncharacterized. Gene Ontology annotation, biological process: threonyl-tRNA aminoacylation. Gene Ontology annotation, molecular function: ATP binding; threonine-tRNA ligase activity. The coding region runs from base 143 to 2467 and encodes 774 amino acids. Gene Ontology annotation, cellular component: cytoplasm. The record is from RefSeq and is a predicted model, not a curated record. The transcript has 5 exons. Lineage: Eukaryota; Fungi; Ascomycota; Sordariomycetes; Sordariales; Chaetomiaceae.